AUGGCCACGGAGAACGGACGCCUAGUCCGUAACUUUGAGGAUAUCCGGAUGCGCGAUGGACCCAUCGUCGGAGGGAAGAAUGCCUCGCUGGGUGAGAUGAUCAACACACUCGGAUCCGAGGAGAUUGCAGUGCCCCCCGGUUUUGCGACAACGGCCCAGGCAUACUGGGACUACGUAGACGCCAAUGGGAUUCGCGACACCAUGGCCGAUCUGAUUGCCGACUGGCAAUCAGGCAAGAGAAAUCUAGGUGAGACGGGAAAGGCCAUGCGCCGUCUGUUUCUUCGGGGAAGUUGGCCUGAAGAUGCGGCCAACAGCAUCCGUAUGGCCUAUCGCACCCUCGCGGCGAGAGUCGGCGUCCGCGAACCGAGUGUGGCAGUCCGGUCCAGCGCGACCGCGGAGGAUCUGCCUGACGCCAGCUUUGCCGGUCAGCUUGAAUCAUACUUGAAUGUGACCGGGGAGGCGGCAUUGCUGGAUGCCUGUCGCCGAUGCUACGCCUCGCUCUUCACCGAUCGUGCGAUCAGCUACCGUCAAGCUAAGGACUACGACCAGAUGGGCAUCGCAUUAUCCGUUGGCGUACAGCGCAUGGUGCGGUCCGACUCGGGUGGAUCCGGUGUCAUGUUUUCCAUCGACACAGAAAGUGGUUUUGACCAGGUCGUGCUCAUCAAUGCUGCAUGGGGCCUCGGCGAAAAUGUAGUGCAGGGCGCUGUCACUCCAGACGAGUACCAGGUCUUUAAACAACUGCUGAGCAACCCGCAGCUGCGACCGAUCGUUAGCAAGAAGCUAGGGGACAAAUCUAUGAAGAUGAUCUACAGCGAUGAUCCACAACAGCCGACUCACAAUGUACCGACAUCGAAGGCUGAGCGCGCCGCGUUCGUCCUGACCGACACGGAGAUUCUCCAGCUUGCACGCUGGGCGUGUACAAUUGAGUCCCACUACGGCAGUCCUAUGGACAUGGAGUGGGCCAAGGAUGGAGCCGAUGGACCGCUGUAUAUCGUGCAGGCAAGACCCGAAACGGUGCAUUCUCGCCGGGGUGAUGCCGCCGCACGCCUCCACACGUACAAGGUCGGCCAUGGCAAGGGCCGCGUGCUGACGACGGGCGUUUCAGUUGGCGAAGCAGCCGUUGCUGGUCGCGUGUGUCUUCUUGAGUCGGCCUCCAACCAGGAACAGUUCAUUGAUGGGUCGAUUUUAGUAACACCGACCACCGACCCGGACUGGGUGCCUAUCAUGAAGCGAGCCGCCGCCAUUGUUACAGAUCACGGUGGGCGAACCUCGCACGCCGCCAUUGUGAGUCGCGAGCUGGGACUUCCGGCGGUUGUGGGCACAGGCAAUGCCACCUAUGUGCUGCACACGGGCCAAGCAAUCACUGUGUCUUGUGCUGAAGGAGACACAGGCUUCGUUUACGAGGGCCAAGCGGAGAUCACCGCCGAGACCGUGGAUUUGACCAACCUGCCAGCACUGCGUACGCAGGUAAUGAUCAAUCUGGCUAACCCGGCAGCCGCAUACCGCUGGUGGCGCCUCCCAGCCGAUGGUAUCGGCCUCGCGCGUAUGGAGUUUGUGGUUAGCAACGCCAUCCGGGUGCACCCCAUGGCCCUGGUGCACUUUGACCGGCUGAAGAACACGGCAGCCAAAGAGGAAAUCGCGCGUCUGACCAAGGGAUACGAAGAUGACCGGUGCGAAUACUUUGUGGACCGGUUGGCGCAGGGUUUUGCGGCCCUCUGCGCCUCCGUGUACCCGCGUCCUGCUAUCUUGCGCAUGAGCGACUUCAAGACUAACGAGUAUGCGGGGCUCAUUGGCGGCGCCGAGUUCGAGUUGCAGGAGGAGAAUCCCAUGAUCGGUUUCCGGGGCGCCUCUCGCUACUACUCGCCACGCUACCGGGAGGGCUUUGCGCUGGAAUGCCGGGCCAUCAGGCGCUUACGGGAUGAGAUGGGCUUUACCAAUGCCAUCGUCAUGAUUCCCUUUUGCCGUACGGUAGGCGAGGCACAACGGGUGCUGGACGUCAUGGCAGAGACUGGACUUCAGCGUGGCAGGAACGGUCUCCAGGUUUAUGUGAUGUGUGAAAUUCCCAGUAACGUCAUCCUGGCGGCGCAGUUCGCAGAGUGCUUCGAAGGCUUUUCCAUCGGUUCCAACGACUUGACCCAGCUGACGCUGGGAAUCGACCGCGACUCGUCCGAGCUGGCCGAUCUCUUCAACGAGCAGGAUGAGGCGGUCAAGUGGAUGAUUGCACAGGCCAUCAAGGUGGCACGCGAGAAAGGCUGUAAGAUUGGCAUCUGUGGCCAGGCACCGAGUGAUCACCCGGAAUUUGCUCAAUUUUUAGCAGACGCGGGCAUCAAUUCCAUUUCAGUCAGCCCGGAUAGCUUCAUCGCCGUCAAGCGGCAUCUAAUGAAAGUCGAACAGGGCGUUUGA
Aspergillus clavatus NRRL 1 is the source of this 2403-nucleotide messenger RNA. RefSeq names its product phosphoenolpyruvate synthase. Gene Ontology annotation, molecular function: pyruvate, water dikinase activity; ATP binding. Gene Ontology annotation, biological process: pyruvate metabolic process; phosphorylation. The coding region runs from base 1 to 2403 and encodes 800 amino acids. Lineage: Eukaryota; Fungi; Ascomycota; Eurotiomycetes; Eurotiales; Aspergillaceae. The transcript has a single exon. The record is from RefSeq and is a predicted model, not a curated record.